AACGGCGUGGCCCCCGCCCACGAGCUGCCCUCCCACAGCAUCGCGGCCACCACGCGAGCCCACGGGCUGGACAACGUGAAGGCACCGCUGUACCUGGACGUGACCUGGGGCUGGGAGCGCUGGGGCGGGACCCCGCCGCAGUCGCUGGACCUGGUGCUCUGCAUCAACAUGAUGCACAUCAGCGCCCUGAGCUGCACCGAGGGGCUCUUCAGAGCUGCAGGACACCUGCUCAAACCCAAGGCUCUGCUCAUCACCUACGGACCCUACGCAGUCCAAGGGAAGAUCUCGCCCCAGAGCAAUGUGGACUUCGACCUUACCCUCAGGUGCAGGAACCCAGAGUGGGGGCUGCGGGACACAACCCUGCUGGAGGCCCUGGGCCAGGCCAGUGGCCUGUCCCUGGAGAGGAUGGUGGACAUGCCUGCCAACAACAAGUGCCUGAUCUUCCGCAAAGAGUGACCCUCCUGCAGCCCUGCCGCGGGCCCCGCCGAGUGAACCCCAGACCACCAGCUUCCGUCUCCCUGGGUCUGGGCUUUGGUCAGUGCCCCUGGAGCUGCUAAGAGCCUAGACCCUGCCUGCCCCAGAAUAAAGUCCCCUGCUGCCUCCUGCACCACCUCCUGGGGGUGCAGGGUGGGCAGGACUGGUGGCA
This is a messenger RNA of Tupaia belangeri chinensis (Chinese tree shrew), 646 nucleotides long. RefSeq names its product methyltransferase like 26 (gene METTL26). The annotation marks the transcript as partial. The record is from RefSeq and is a predicted model, not a curated record. Lineage: Eukaryota; Metazoa; Chordata; Mammalia; Scandentia; Tupaiidae. The transcript is spliced from 5 exons.